AUGGCAAAGUACGCGGUUUCCGACGCUGUGAAAUGCAGGAUGCUUCCAUCAACGUUUCGAGGCGCGGCAAAGGAAUGGUUCACGAAUCUGCCUCCAGGAUCCAUAGCUAAGUUCCGCGAUUUCUCAUCAAAAUUCCUUGACCAUUUCUCUGCGAGGACGAUCGAGGAUCUGUUUGAUAUUCGGCAGGAGGAACGUGAAACCUUGAAACAAUAUGUGAAACGAUACAGUGUCAUAUCCGCGAGGUUCGAGGAAUUGCAGCCACGCGUGUGCGUGUGCGCUUUCAAAGGCGGUCUAUCCCGGGGAGAAUUUUAUUGCGAGCUGAGUAGGGAGCUGGCAUGCUCAAUGGUGGAAAUCCGCGCCCGAGCGCAGGAUUACAUCUUAAAAGAGGAAAUUGAAGCGGACAAGAGGAAGGGCGAGUGA
Molecule: messenger RNA, 420 nt
Organism: Lotus japonicus
Lineage: Eukaryota; Viridiplantae; Streptophyta; Magnoliopsida; Fabales; Fabaceae
Exons: 1
Coding region: 1-420 (139 amino acids)
Source: RefSeq, a predicted model, not a curated record